Tilletiopsis washingtonensis is the source of this 742-nucleotide messenger RNA. RefSeq lists its product as hypothetical. The record is from RefSeq and is a predicted model, not a curated record. The transcript has 3 exons. Lineage: Eukaryota; Fungi; Basidiomycota; Exobasidiomycetes; Entylomatales. Bases 84 to 578 code for a protein of 164 amino acids.
CGCCCAUUGUCUCUCCUCGUUCUCGUCUGCGCGAGUUCUUCGAGCGUGUAAGAUCUCGGCUCUGCUUGCCAUGCCUGGCAAGCAUGCGCAGAGAUCUUACACGUCUUCAAGCGCUUCACGCAGACGCUGAAAACGUCGAGUCGCCGCUGCCGUGGCUGGCAACGCCAUGCCGAAGGCACAGCCGCAGCUCGCUUGCGUCUGCGCGACUGCUUUGCGUCUCAUCUCGCUUCAUCCUUGCUGUCUCCGACAAGCAUGAGGGGAGAUUCGUUGCCGUAGGGAGCGCACAGACGUUGAGACGGCCGGGCACAGCUGUCAAGCGCGACGGCAUGCCGUCGAGGCUAGCUCAUCGCCUCUUCGCCUCUCUUCUCUGGUCCUCUCUCUUUUCUUCGUUCCCUCGCUUGCGAACGGCAAGGCCACCGCGUCGGCAAGUGCGAUCGAGCUCUCAUCAUGCAGGCGGACAUGACGGCGUCGUUCGUCGCCAACUUCGCACCCGAGAUCGACCGCGCGGAACGUCUGCGGCUCGGACGAUGUGUAGGAGAAUGGCGAAUGCCUGUCCUGCUGCCACCUGGACAGCCUGAGCAGCACCACAUGGCCACUGCUAUGUCGGUGUUGCUAGCCUGUCCUGGUACCGCAGCCCUGGCUUUCACCUGUACUCUUCCAUCAUCGUUCCGGCUCCAAGAUCGGCAAGAGCAAGCUCGCGUGCCGGGCCAUUCUCUCCUCAGCUCUCAUUCGGCGAGCGGCG